CUGCUGUCUGACAUCAGAUACAUAUUAAGAGAGGAGGAGAGGCAGAUAUAUUAGGAAGAAGUUGAGGCAAUCAACACAGAGCUGAUUUAAACACAUCAGAGAUUUAAGGUUUGUCUCAGUGGCAGUGACUCUACAGAUCGUGCAGGAGCACAGCUGACCCCAUUAUCCAAUUCAUUUCCCUUUCGCCUUCUGCCCCUUCUUCCCACCCAAGACCAUGGAGGAGGUCACCAAGGUCCCGCCACCCGUCCUGGAACGUCGGGUUCGCCAGCGACAGACCACAGUUUCAGUCCUCAAAUCCAAGCUGAAGCAUGGCGUGACCUGCUCCGUACCAAAAGUUCAAUCCACCCUCACCGGAUUCUUCCCUGUUGUUCGCUGGCUGCCUAAAUACAAGCUUAAAGAGUACGUCUUGGGCGAUUUGAUGUCCGGGGUCAUCGUUGGAAUCAUCUUGGUACCACAGGCCAUCGCCUACUGUCUGCUGGCAGGAGUGCCGCCCAUCUAUGGUUUAUACACCUCUUUUUACGCCAACAUCAUCUACUUCCUCAUGGGGACGUCUAGACAUGUCUCUGUGGGGAUCUUCAGCCUCAUGAGCCUCAUGGUUGGACAGGUGGUAAAUAAGGAGAUGUUCCUGGCAGGAUUUGACCUCAAUGAAGACUCCAAAGCUUCUGGCCUGGUGUUAAAUGCCUCCCUCGCCUCUAAUCUGACAAUUGGUUCACCUCACAGUGUGGAGCUAAUGGGUGUGCAGUGUGGGAAGGACUGUUACUCCAUCUCCAUCGCUACUGCCCUAACAUUCAUGGUUGGCGUCUAUCAGCUCCUUAUGGCCGUGUUUCGGCUAGGCUUCGUCUCCGUUUACCUUUCGUCACCCAUGCUUGAUGGUUUUGCUACGGGAGCCUCUUUCACCAUCCUCACCGUACAGGCUAAAUACCUGUUGGGCAUAAAGAUCCCCCGUCACCAAGGCUACGGCACAGUUGUCGUCACCUGGUUCAACAUCUUUGCCAACAUUCAUAACACCAACCUGUGUGACCUCAUCACUAGUGCAAUCUGUAUCUCUAUAUUAGUGGCAGGAAAGGAGAUCCAGGAGCGCUACAAGGAUCGUCUGAAGAUCCCUUUCCCGACUGAGCUGAUUAUAGUGGCAGGAGCUACGCUGGCUAGUCAUUUUGGGGAUCUGAACAGCAAAUAUGGCUCCAGUGUUUCCGGUCACAUCCCCACAGGGUUCAUUCCUCCUCAGGUGCCCAGCUUUACUCUGAUGCCACGGUUGGCACUGGAUGCUAUUCCUCUUGCAGUCAUUAGGUAA
This is a messenger RNA of Notothenia coriiceps (black rockcod), 1291 nucleotides long. Its product is annotated as sulfate anion transporter 1-like. Gene Ontology annotation, molecular function: secondary active sulfate transmembrane transporter activity. Gene Ontology annotation, cellular component: membrane. Gene Ontology annotation, biological process: sulfate transmembrane transport. Bases 215 to 1291 code for a protein of 358 amino acids. Lineage: Eukaryota; Metazoa; Chordata; Actinopteri; Perciformes; Nototheniidae. The transcript is spliced from 5 exons. The record is from RefSeq and is a predicted model, not a curated record.